GGCAUAACUUUUUCAAGAAAGACACUCCUCUGACAAGGCAGCCUGUACAAUGUCAGUCAGGCCAGGCCUAACGAACACCGACCUCGGCGGCACCACUCGCGGCUCCUGCGCGUCCCUGGACUGCUCGUGUGGGGCUUUUGUGACCCGUGAGGACGCAUUUGGAUAUGCGGACUGUCCGGCCGGUUGGUGCUUGAUAUGUGGCCAUCCACCAGCACAGCACGGGACUUUAGUGAAAACAAUCUCGUUAAGGAGGCCAAUACGGCACUGAGAAGAGUGCAAUAUUCAUUGCUUGGGUCAACUUUGGCACAAAAAUACCCGGACAUGCUUUGGGACCGACCGAAACCUGGGACCAAGCUCUCAACGAGACAGACACGUCUCUGGAGUGUAUUCAUGUGCCGGUUAACAGCGAGGCGAAAGAUGAGGUACGCACGAGAAAAAAAAGACAAGGCGCAGGCAAACAAUGGAGCGGAUCAGUAUGAUGUAGACACUCUAGCGCAGCAGUCCACCCCAGAUGCUCUCAAGGAACUGGAGUCCAUCGACUCUGCUGUCAAGUGCCCAGCCUCAGUAAAUGUGCCAUAUGUAGUCAAGCUCCUCAAAGUGACAUUUGAAGAGAGGAAAGGCACCGUCUUGGACAAACUUCCAGUCUACUUCUUGAAUGCUGAAUGCCUGCUGGCAGAAUGCGAGCUGCACUUCGCCAUGAGUUUUACAAGCAUGAAAGGCGUGUGCACCAGCAUACUGGAGGGCUUUGGCAAGGAUCACGGGAUACGCCAAGCAACACUGAUGGACGUUCAAGCCUUUCUGCGGUCAAGAUCAUCCCGCGAUGAUGCUUUGAGCACGGUCAGUCAAAUUUACUAA
Messenger RNA from Ixodes scapularis (black-legged tick), 855 nucleotides. RefSeq lists its product as uncharacterized. Bases 196 to 855 code for a protein of 219 amino acids. The transcript is spliced from 6 exons. The record is from RefSeq and is a predicted model, not a curated record. NCBI's taxonomy places the organism in Eukaryota, Metazoa, Arthropoda, Arachnida, Ixodida, Ixodidae.